This is a messenger RNA of Aspergillus alliaceus, 1421 nucleotides long. RefSeq names its product proteasome regulatory particle lid subunit rpnL (gene rpnL). The record is from RefSeq and is a predicted model, not a curated record. Lineage: Eukaryota; Fungi; Ascomycota; Eurotiomycetes; Eurotiales; Aspergillaceae. The transcript is spliced from 2 exons. Bases 117 to 959 code for a protein of 280 amino acids. Gene Ontology annotation, biological process: proteasome-mediated ubiquitin-dependent protein catabolic process. Gene Ontology annotation, cellular component: cytosol; proteasome regulatory particle; nucleus.
CCACUCUUUACCUUCCCCCAUACUCUCCGAUCUCGCCGGCAUUCCUUUCUCAGUCAUCCAACGUCUUCUUGACCGCACCGCACACCCUCCCGUCCACAUCUCAGCUUCCACUCAUUAUGGCGAACGGUGCCGACCUCCGGACCCUCGUCUCAGAGCUUCACAACGCCCUCAAUCGCAAACAGUUCGAUGCCGCCAACGAUCUUCUUGGUCGCGCUAAGCGGACUCUCCUGCUACAGAAUGCCUUGAUUCCAACGUCCUCGACAUCGCCUGAGCUGAUUGCUCUUGCACGCGAUGUUCUGGAGCUCGGCGCUCUGUCCUCCAUCCGGCAAACCGACGCAACUUCUUUCACACGAUACUAUCAGCAGCUGCAGCCUUUCUAUGAUCUGGAGAGGGACAGCUCGAAUGCCGGAAAGGUGGACUUUAAGAACAGCCAACGUAGCAAGAUUACAGGCCUGUAUCUGCUCCUGUUGCUGAGUAUGGGCGAUAGCACUAGUUUCCACACAGUACUGGAGGGUCUCGUUGAGGAGGCAAGCUUAAAGGGCAAGAGUGUUGAGGAUGACGCAUACAUCAAGUACCCAGUUGAGCUGGAGCGGAACUUGAUGGAGGGCAGUUAUGAUAAGGUGUGGAGAGAGACGAAAUCAGAGAGGGUACCCUCAGAGGAUUUCGGCCUGUUCUCUAACGUCCUGGUUGGAACCAUCCGCAGUGAGAUCGCCGACUGCUCCGAGAAGGCGUACCCCUCCCUCCCCAUCUCCAAUGCGAAGAACCUUCUGUUCCUUGAGUCGGAAGGGGCGGUCAUCGAGUUCGCUCAGCAGCGCGGAUGGGUGCUUCGUGAUGGACGGAUAUACUUCCCUAUUGAGCCGGAGGCUACCGCACGGUCCGAAAAGGAUAUCCUUGUGGCCAGCACCACCAUUAUUGAGAACGCGAUCGGUUACGCUCGCGAGCUAGAGACGAUCGUUUAAUCUAAUAGAUCUAUCUAGUCACGCAUUUUUCUUUGCCUUUUCGUCUGGGUCCCCGGUGGGUUAUAACUUGUAUACCGCAUGAUGAAUUUAUCGAGCGAAUCACUUCAUGAACAAUAAAACCAUCUCUCAUUUUUGAGGGACUUUUCCCUCAUACAUUGACCCGCCACACGCAAAGUCUCCGAUCGUAGAAACUACUCGAUACGCAGAGCAGCUCAGACAUCUCCUUCCCUUGCAAGUCAUAUCCCUCCUCGGGCUUCCACACAUCAGACGCAUAAUUCAUACUCUCAUGCUCCGUAAACUCCGCCAAAACCUCAAUAUCCCACUGCCCCAGUGUCCGCGUAACCCUCACCACCCUCGUCCCAGCAUGCAUACAACUCGCCAGAACAAGAAACACCCACUCCUUCCCCCCAUCCUCCAACCCACGCCUCUCCGUCCUCACCAACUGCAACCGCCAAACUCCAC